Copidosoma floridanum is the source of this 936-nucleotide messenger RNA. RefSeq names its product speckle-type POZ protein-like. The record is from RefSeq and is a predicted model, not a curated record. Gene Ontology annotation, molecular function: protein binding. Lineage: Eukaryota; Metazoa; Arthropoda; Insecta; Hymenoptera; Encyrtidae.
AUGAAAGUCAAAGAAAAUCCUUUUACGAAAGAUUUUCCUAAAGCAGAAAUAAAACGUAGUAAGAUCAGCUCCAAGGACUACCUUAGCCAAUGGUGGAAAGUAUGGGUUUUUGGUCAAUAUAUACCGAAGAAACAGUUGCAUAGCUUUCGGGAUCCAAAUAAUGAGAAUAUCUGGUCAUUAGAAUUUUCUAAUGAUCUCGGAAAUAUUCUCACAGUAUCUCUCACUUUGUCGACAAGUAUGACAUCUAAACCUGAUGCUAGUGGAACUAGGUACUUUUAUGAGUUAAUUAUUUUUAAUGGAAAGAUGAACGAGUUGUGCAAAAAAGAGAAUUCCUGGAAUUUUGGUAGUGGCACAUCAAAAGUUUGGCACAUAAAUGAGUCUCAGCUCAUACUUGAUAGUCUUCAAAGUGAUGGAAUUUUAUUGAUUCAGUGCAAUAUAUCUACAGAAAAUAUAUUUGUAUCAAGUGACCGUAGAUUUCAAUCAGAAUUAUGUUGGAAUCUUAAAUCGUUUCUCGAAAACCAAACAUUAACUGAUGUUACCUUAAUUACAAACAAAAACAAACUUUAUGCCCACAGGAUUGUAUUAGCAUGCAAAAGUCCAGUAUUUUUAACUAUGUUUGAAAAAGAUAUGCAAGAAAGUAAACUCAGUGUCGUUAAAAUUGAAGAUUUUGACUCUCGUAUUAUUAUAGAAAUGUUGCGUUAUAUGUAUACUGGAGAAGUGGAAAAUAUAAUCGACAUAGCAGACGAUUUAGUCCGAUGUGCCGAUAAAUAUUCAAUAUCCGAGUUAAAAGAAUCAUGUGGAAGAUACCUUGCUAAUACACUGACUCUCGAUAACAAAGAUAUUAUUGAGCAACCAAAAUUCAAAGAGCUGUCAGAAGUGCAGCCUGCUUUAAUAAUUGAUCUCCUUGUUAAGAUUGCAUCGGAGAAGCUUUCAUAA